AUGGCCGCCCCGCAGUUCGAAAUGACCUCCCUGUCGAGAAACUCCAUCGACUACAAGGCUAACGGCGAAGUAUCUAGAAUGCGAUCUCACAAGGGUAACAUGCCCUCUCUUCCUCAAACGAAAUACUGUACUUUAUGUCCCGCGAAGUUCACCAGAACGACGCACUUGAACCGCCAUUUACGAUCCCACACCAACGAGCGCUCACACCGAUGCGAUACAUGCAAUGCAGAGUUCACUAGGAGUGACCUCUUAACACGCCACAAAAGGACCUGCGGGGAUCUUCAGAACACGAACCGCUCGAGGCGAAAAUCAUGCCAGUCUUGCGCUGAAUCCAAGAUUAAGUGCGACCUUCAAUAUCCUUGCUCAAAAUGUGCUUCAAGAGGCAGGGAAUGUAUAUUUAUCAACGAUCCAGAAACUUCUCGUAAUAAGAAGCUGGCAGCGGCCCAACGCGCUGCGAUGCGAACAACCCCUCGGUCUACCGGGUCCGCCACCCCUAUCGUAUCACCCCUGUCGUCCAUGCCCACAACUCCAUCCAAGCUUUUCACAAAUUUAUCCUCCUCUGGCUAUUUCUCCACAUCCGUUUCCCCAACACGCCCUGGGGUCGAUUCAGAUUCUAUCUUGGAUCUCCCCCAGUUCGCCGCUUCGUCCAGCUCUUCUUCCGCGUCGUCAACAUCGUCGCCGCGGUCGGACUUCUUCGAUAAUCAGCUUAGUUCAUAUGACCUUGGCUUAGACGCUCUCACCCUCGACUCCCACUUGAACAAGCUUUAUUCUACCAACCUCUUUGAACCAUUCCUGGAACAAUCAUUUACCUCGCCCUCGCCUGAACAAAGUUCUGGCCUUCUGAGCGGCGACUUCGGUUGGACUGAGGGACAAGACUUCUACGCCAACUACUCGAAUUUAACCGCAGACGAGCUCGCGUAUGUAUCUUCGCUCGAUGCCGGGACUCAACAAUAUCCUACCCAGUUCUCGGAUACCAUUCUACUGGCCACUCCCCCGGCACCCUUAGAUAAUAUAUCAAACAUCAGUCUAUCACACGCUCCUUGCACGAGUAUUGAAUCCUCCUCGGCUCCCUUCCCGACAACACGUCCGUCUCCCUCGGACCUGCAACAGUAUCUCUACCUAUUCUUCUCAGCAUUUUCGACGCAAGUCCCCAUACUGCAUUCGUCGACGUGGAAAGUCGACGGUAAACCGCCUAUCCUUAUUCUCGCUAUGCAGGCAUGCGGCGCACUAUUCGUGAAAACUCGGACCGCGUUGAACUUCAUCAACGAUGUACUGUCAUCAACUCGAGACACAUUGAUACAGGAGUUUACCAAGAAUCCUAGCGAUUCCAAUGAGCAAAUGGAUCUGAUUAUGGCGGUGGUGCUACUCCAGACGAUUGGAUUAUUCCAUCAACAAGCAGAUCAGAGGGUCUCCUCCAAUGUAUAUCACGGCAUGCUCGUCAUGAUGAUCAGGAGAUCAGGUCUAUUGAACCGCGUUGCCUCCUGGACACCUGCAGACUUCAAUGCUUCAACCUCAUUGGACACUGCUUGGAGGGAAUGGACAACGUAUGAAUCCAUCAAGCGAGCCUUAUUUUUAUCUUAUCUUCACGACUGCUGCCAUUGCAUGUAUUUCUCUCUUACCCCAUCCUUCCAGCCUACCGAAUUCGAUAUUAGCCUUCCCUGUGACGACAUCCUAUGGCGGGCUGGCAGCGCCCAAGAAUGGAUGGAUGCUCUACGCACUCCUUCCCCUUAUGGACUCGGUAAAGGGAGGCUUACUGGAGUCGGAAUGCAGAAUGCGCUCGCUGCGCUCACGGAUGGGCGCCCGAUGGCAGCACCGUUGCCACUAAACCCGUUCGCACACUUCAUCCUCAUACAUUCCAUCUUACGAGAUAUAUACGCCUAUCGCGCCGAACAGCAGUCAAGGGGAUCAUCGGACUUAAUGACCGGGGGGUCGGAUGGUGGAGGAAAGCAGGUACUCUCUGAUGCGAUGAAAGAAAGCAUAGAGAAAGCUCAAAUCGGACUGCAAAACUGGCUGCACUCGUGGUUGACAAGCCCGGAGUCCAUGCACCUGGAGAAGAAUCAAGACGAGCCCCCCUUCGUUUGCAACGCGUUACCAUUCUACUGGUUGGCACAGGUAUCCCUGCUGUCCAUGCAGGAGGGAGCGUCCCCUACCAAAGCCUUGAGCUCAAGAGCCGAGGGACGAUAUCGGCUGAUGAAGCAGUGGCUUGACCACAUUCGAUCCUUCCUCCGCCGUGGGGACCAAAUCCCUUCGCAUCUCUGGGAGGAAUUGAUGAAAAUUCGGCUACAGGUCUCACAAAGCGAGGGCAAUAGUGCGGCGGCAGAUGCCCAAGACGGAUUGUUGGGAUUCUUUCCUGGGCAGUAA
This is a messenger RNA of Pleurotus ostreatus (oyster mushroom), 2361 nucleotides long. RefSeq lists its product as uncharacterized. NCBI's taxonomy places the organism in Eukaryota, Fungi, Basidiomycota, Agaricomycetes, Agaricales, Pleurotaceae. Bases 1 to 2361 code for a protein of 786 amino acids. The transcript is spliced from 10 exons. Gene Ontology annotation, molecular function: DNA-binding transcription factor activity, RNA polymerase II-specific; DNA binding; zinc ion binding. The record is from RefSeq and is a predicted model, not a curated record. Gene Ontology annotation, biological process: regulation of DNA-templated transcription; DNA-templated transcription.